AUGUCAUUACCAGUUUAUAACUCUCAAUUGCUGGUUCAGCGAGACGACGUGCCACCGUUAGUGAUCAAUCCGAACAACCCCCCACCAUGGCUGCAGAACAGCACAGCUCAAAUCGUCUACGUGCAGAACUAUGUACAGCCAUAUAUGCCCGUAGAUCAGAAUGUAUAUUUACAACAGUACGUCCAAAACCCCAUGUAUGUGAACGUGGACCCACGAUUUAUCGUAGAAUCGAACCAGAUUUAUCAAAACCCACCGAUUACCCAAGAUAAGACAAAUUUCAUGCAAAUCCGUCCGAUGCGACCAACACGCAGCGUCCGACCGAGGGCAUACCGACAGAUUCAGCCUAGAGUAAGAUACCCUAACAACAUCCAGAGAGUACAGAACAUGCAAAUGAACGAAAUGAAUGGUCUUUCUAAUGUUAGAUCAAUGAAUGUGAUGAAUGGAGUUAAUUCUGCAAAUGUUAGAGGAAUACAUGAUGCAAGCAUGUCAGGGGAUAGUUUAAACCCAAAUAUCAAUAUAUCAAUGACAAACGCAAUCAAUGGAGCUAUGACAAGUGACAAUUCAAAUCUAAAUACCAAUAGAGUAACAAUGGGGAAUGUUGCCAUAAAUGGAUCAAUGGCAAGUGACAAUUUAAAUCUAAUUAACAAUAGAGUAAGUAUGGGGAAUGUUGUCAUAAACGGAGCAAUGACAAACGACAAUUUAAAUAUAAAUAACAAUAGAGUAAGUAUGGGGAAUGUUGCCAUAAACAGAGCAAUGACAAGCGACAAUUUAAAUCUAAAUAUGCAUAGAGAAGCUAUGGCGAAUGUUUCCAUAAAUGGAACAAUUUCAACGAAUGUAAACAUAAACGGAGCAAGCAAUUUUAAUAACCCCAAUAAUGCUAUAAAUGGGGUAAUUAAUAAUAGUUUAAACGCAAAUGAAAAUACAAUUAUGACGAAUGUUAUAGGAACAAUGAAUGCAACUCCCAUAAAUGGACAAAUAAAUGCGUCGAAUCGAGUGUCCCAAGUACCAAAUAUGACUCAUAUGUCAAUAAAUACAUUCAAAGCAAUGUCUAAUGCAGCAAGCAAUUGUGAUAUAGGCCCUAAUACAUUACACCGUAUGACAGAUAAUGGCGUAGUAAUGUCAAACGUCGCCCCAAAUUCUAAUCUAUAUUUGCCUAGUAAUGGGGUAAAUUGUAUAAACACCCCUGUAAUGUCUAAUACAAGUAGUACAAUCACCAAUAUGGCCAAAAAUGAUGCACCAAAUUUGACAGCUUAUAAUGCAACUGUUAAAAAUGUCCCAAGUUUAAUAAGUGUUAACGCAAAUGGAGCCAUUAAUGUUGCUAAAAGUGUACCAUUACGUAAUGUUGCUGUUAAUAAUGCAGUGGCUACAGUUGCUAAAAUCCCAAAUUCAAUCAAAAGUAUUGGUCCAAAUUCUGUAAAUACUACAAAUGGGCCUAGUCUUGGUACAAAUGCUGUAAAUGCCACAAAUGGACCUGCACCAAAGGGAUUGGCUCGUGUACCAGUAGCUGCAAAUGUAAAUAUCGUUGGUCCUACUAAAUCAACCCCGACAAAAGUAAAACUUGAAAGGAAUAAUCCAAAAAUUGGACAUAACAAAAUCAUAAAUGCUAAUCUAGAUAAUCCAAAUGAUGUCGAAGAUAAGCCAGCUCAGACUGAAUCCAAAGAUAAUACACGUAACGAAGAUCGAAAACGUAAAAGUGAGUCUCCUGAUGAACUCAAAAGUAAAUUGCUCGUACUAGAUAUUAAUGAAGAUAAAUUACAACGAAAAACUGUGUUUACACAAGCAAGAGGAAGAAUUUUGAAAGUCGAUACGAAGGAAAAUAUUCCAUUUGAUGAAGAUAUUAAUAAAAUUAAUAAGGCGUUUAAUAAAGACGUUAAUGAUAAAGACUAUGUCUUGACACAUGUUUUGGAUGGUUUCGUUAUACAAGAGUCCAAUGUGGCCUUUCCGAUUCACAAACCGAUCGUUGAAAAAACGAUUCGUCUCAGUUCAGAUGCCCUCAAAGAUUUGGAGGAUGAGAUACCGUUGGUUGCAAUUGUGAAAGAGACAAACAUACAGGCAGAUAAAGAGAAAUCGAAUGAGAAAGAAUUAUUAAAUGAAAAACAAGCGAAGAUAAAGAAAACGGAAUGUCUGAUUAGUAAUGGAAACCCAUUCAGUCGCCUAACACCAGAUGCUAUCAAAAAUUGGACGAUAGAACAACUGACCAACCACUUGUCAAGCAGUGGUUGGAAGGGGACGUCGUCAUCAUUCUACGAGCACGAAAUCGACGGCGAAUCACUCCUGCUAGUUUCAAAAUCACAGUUGCUAACUAUAGGCGUUAAAGAAGAGCAGGCUGACGUUAUAAUCGCAUUUGUUAACAGUGGUAAAAGUUAG
Pieris macdunnoughi is the source of this 2367-nucleotide messenger RNA. Lineage: Eukaryota; Metazoa; Arthropoda; Insecta; Lepidoptera; Pieridae. The record is from the annotation of a GenBank genome assembly.